Molecule: messenger RNA, 423 nt
Organism: Pisolithus orientalis
Lineage: Eukaryota; Fungi; Basidiomycota; Agaricomycetes; Boletales; Pisolithaceae
Exons: 4
Coding region: 1-423 (140 amino acids)
Source: RefSeq, a predicted model, not a curated record
AUGUCAUCCACUAUGAUGUGCAAGGAAAAGGUGACCCCUGUAGUGACAGGGUCAGAUCUGCACCACUGGAAAAGCAUGGAAGUCCUGCACACAGAUCAUCUUGAACAUGCAGAUGAAUCUACCACCAAUCUGCCUCCUGCUCUCAAUGGUCAAGCCCUACAAUCUCUCAGGCUGCGGCACUCGAAAUGUCUCCUGUGGAGGUGGAGGGGCACCUUCAUGUCACUUCUGUACAAUUGUUUGUUUAUUCCCAAGUUUUGCUCUCAUGGUGCUCAAGACCAACCAAUUGCAUCACUAGCCAUAUGCCCUCUGUACAUGUCCUUCCUACUUCUGACUAUGCUGGGUGUGUAUGCCAAUCUGAUAUUGACACCCACUUGGUCAUUCUGUUUCAUGCAUUACUUCAUUUACCUUGCUCUCGCACUUUGA